AUGCAACUAAAGCCCUGCCUUACUAUGACAAAACUUGAGCAAGUUGAUCAGAUACCUGGCGUCAAUGAGUCGACGCCAGGAAGUUCAAUUUCCGGUAUUGGAAUUGGCUCGCCUAUUGUCAAUGCGAAUUUUGUUCAUAACGCCGAUGACAAGCGUGCACUUGAUGUCUCCAAGGGCAAUGAAGCUUGCCGUAAUCAGCAAGAACUUCAAGUCCCCGACGCUCGCUGUUGGAACUCGAAGUAUAAAUUGCUCGUUUCUUUUAGCGCCAUUUGCUCUUAUUUCGUCAUUACAUUGGCGACUUCGAUUUAUAUCGCGAGUAUUCCUGGAAUAAUGCGGGAAUUUCACGUUGGAGAGACAUUGGCCAUUUCUCCUAUAACGUUUUAUGCAAUAGGAUUCAUAAUUGGGCCUAUGUGCACGUCUGCGCUCUCAGAGGAGUUUGGCAGGCAAUACAUCUACAAGCUCUCAUUGUUUCUUCAUUUGAUCUUCACCAUCGUGGGUGGAUCAGCCCCGAACUUCCGGACAUUAGCAGUUGCUCGUGGCAUCUGCGGCAUCGUUGGGUCUCCUUGCGUGACUGUCUUCUCGGGUCUGUUAAACGAUCUAUGGAGGAUGCCCGAGGAUAAAUUGGGGGGUGUGCUGUUCGCAAUUUACGGCAUAAUGGGGGCGGUUGCUACUGAGGUCGGACCAAUUGCUGGCGAGGCGAUAGUGACCGACCGUGAUUGGCGCUGGACAUUUUGGCUCACAGCAAUGCUGGUUGGUGUAUGUUUUCUGGCGAUGGUGUCAAUACCAGAGACAUAUCGUCCUGAGGUCCGGAGAAAAAUGCUGAAGCUGCCUCGGCGGAACCUCUGGCACUGUCUGGCUCCUGCUAUCGCCCGUCCGAUACAGAUGCUGCUGAUGGAGCCUAUCAUCUUUCCAACGGCGGCUAUUGUAACCAUGGGUCAGGUUGUGGUGUUUGUGUUCUAUGCAAGCUAUCCAUUGGUCCUCGCGCGAGUGUAUCAGUUCACGUCAUACGAAACCGGAUUAGCAUUCAUACCAUUGGUAAUUGGAAGUCUGCUAGCAUUGCCUAUCAUUUCCAUAGUUAUGAAAAGGAGGGAUAAGUUGUCAGAUCCUAAACCCGAAGAUUCACUUCCUGCGGCGAGUAUAGCAGGGAUUUUGCUACCCAUCAGCUUGUUUUGGCUUGCGUGGACAGCUCGCGUCAGUAUUCACUGGAUAUGUCCGCUCAUCGCUGGAGGGCUCUAUGGGCUAGCGUUCGCGUUGUCGCAGCUGGUCUAUCCCCUCUACAAGAACGAGGUAUAUGGAGCUGAAUUCGGGGCUUCCUCAUUUGCAGUUGAUGUCGCUAUGCGGUAUACAAUUCUCAUCUGUCUUCCCUCUAUUCACCAUUCAAAUGGUCAACCGUAUUGGGUUUGA
Penicillium nucicola is the source of this 1404-nucleotide messenger RNA. RefSeq names its product MFS general substrate transporter. Gene Ontology annotation, molecular function: spermine transmembrane transporter activity; spermidine transmembrane transporter activity. Bases 1 to 1404 code for a protein of 467 amino acids. Lineage: Eukaryota; Fungi; Ascomycota; Eurotiomycetes; Eurotiales; Aspergillaceae. The transcript is spliced from 4 exons. The record is from RefSeq and is a predicted model, not a curated record. Gene Ontology annotation, biological process: spermidine transport; transmembrane transport; spermine transport.